Gadus chalcogrammus (walleye pollock) is the source of this 2731-nucleotide messenger RNA. RefSeq names its product E3 ubiquitin-protein ligase RNF14-like. The record is from RefSeq and is a predicted model, not a curated record. Gene Ontology annotation, molecular function: zinc ion binding; ubiquitin protein ligase activity; ubiquitin conjugating enzyme binding. Gene Ontology annotation, biological process: protein polyubiquitination; positive regulation of proteasomal ubiquitin-dependent protein catabolic process; ubiquitin-dependent protein catabolic process. Lineage: Eukaryota; Metazoa; Chordata; Actinopteri; Gadiformes; Gadidae. Gene Ontology annotation, cellular component: ubiquitin ligase complex; cytoplasm. The coding region runs from base 414 to 2105 and encodes 563 amino acids. The transcript has 7 exons.
AAGGUCGGCUAAACUCUUCUGCUUUUGUUAUACGAUCUUCCCAUUUUCAAAAGGUGUAUUGAUUGUAAAGCUUUCAUUGAAAUGUCCUACAGUAGGCCGAACUCACGGGGAAGUCUACGCCACAUGACGCACACAGGCGUGGUCUGCACGGUCCUGUCUGACAGCACCAGGGCAGAGCUUGCUGUUGCAAAGUUCAGUUUGCAUCAGAAAAGAGGUGGGGCCCAGUGCUUAGCAAUAAAUACAGGAAACGGAGAGAUAUGGCACAGAAGGUCGGGAUCAACACACAGCAGCACCGACAAUAGAACGCCGUUCAUGUCAACACAUAAAAGGCGAACCAUUGAGAUCAUCGCGUACACAUCGAACAAGUCGAUUUAUUGGGUUCUCGUUUUGAACCGCUGUUCAAACGGAGUGGUAUGAAUGAGAACCUGGACGCUCAGGAGGAUGAGCUGCUGGCUCUGGAAAGCAUCUUCGGCCCCGAGGUGUUCGUGCGGGCGGCGGACGGGACGCGCGCGGCCGCCGCGGGGGAGCUGCGCGUGUCCGUUGAGCUGCCGCAGGACUUCUUCGUAGCUGUCAAAGACGGCGAUGCCUUCGUUUAUUACGGAGUCUCGUCGCUUCCAACGCUGACUCUCAGGUUCGAGCUGCCGGAGGGUUAUCCAUCCUCCAGCCCCCCGACGUUCACUCUCAGCUGCAGCUGGCUGACCGAAGCGCAGGUGUUUGCGUUGGACGCUCAGCUCGCUGCUCUGUACCAAGCCACCGGCGGCGCUGUUGUGCUCUUUUCCUGGGUGCAGUUCCUCAAAGAAGUCACCUUAAGCAUCCUAAACGUCAACUCUCUUCUGGUGCUUCCCUAUAACGUAAACAGCCCUCCUUGUUCUGAAGAUGUGACCUCCCCUGCUCCGAACCCUGGCAGCGACCGCGCCGACCGGGCCGCGGCUCCCAGAGACAUCCGAGACUCUGAGGGGGCGGCUGGCCUCGCUCCAGCCCUAAAGGAUCUAAUCGAUAAUCUCCCCGAUGAGGAGGAACCCUCAGAUGGGGGCGGUACGACCGCUCGGACUGUGAACAGUCCUGAUGAUGAUGAUGAUGAUGAUGAUGAUGUUGAUGAUGAUGACACCGCACCUCUCAGCUCAGAGAGUACAGACGGCGUUCCCGCCUUAAACCAAAGCACCUCAAAACCAGACGGCAGCUCACGUGGGGUGGCGGCCCAUCUCCCCGAGGCCUGCGGCCGUCCCUGUUCCUCCUCCUCCUCCACCCCUCCGGCCCCUCCGGCGGCCCCCGCCCCCCCGCCGCGGGCCCCCUCCUCCUCCCAGACUCUGCUGUCCGUCAUCCUGCUCCACGACGCCGCCCAGAGGCAGCGGCGGUUCGCGGAGAGCGUGCGGGACUGCGGCGUGUGUCUGGCGCCCGUGCUGGGCGCCAAGUGCAUGCAGCUCAGGGACUGCGAGCACGUGCACUGCGAGCCCUGCCUGGCCCAGUACUGCACCGGCCUGAUCGCCGAGGGCAACGUGCGCGGCGUCACCUGCCCGCAUCCCCGCUGCAAGGCCACGCCCACUCCGGCACAGGUGAGGAGGCUCGUGGGAGACGACCUCUUCUACCGCUACGAACGUCUCCUGUUCCAGACCACUCUGGACUCGAUGACGGACGUGGUGUACUGCCCGCGGGUGUUCUGCGCCAGCGCGGUGAUCGUGGAGCCCGGCAGCGAUGUGGCCCAGUGCUCCGUGUGCAGCUUCGCCUUCUGCGUGGCCUGCAGACAGAGCUACCAUGGGAGGGGGCCCUGUCGGGCAGCCGGCCCCCCCAGGAGGACAGCCAACGAGGAGCGGGACUACGCAGACAUCCCACAGUCUCUGGAGGGUAUGAUGGCGCUCUGGGAGGACUACUGCAGUGGCAGCGCUCAGAGGAAGAAGCUGUUGGAGCAGCGCUAUGGCACCCGGGUCUUGAAUACCUCCAUGUCGAAUUACCUGAACGAAGGCUGGUACGUCAACAACGAAACCAAAAACUGCCCUUACUGCAAGGCCACAAUACAGAAAAAUGGUGGAUGCGACCAUAUGCAUUGUGCCGUCUGUGAGCGGCAUUUCUUAUGGGAAAAUCUGCCGAAUAACAAGUACGUACCGUAGCCAACAUUAACACUGUCCCUUACUUUAUACAGGUGGAUACCGUUAUAAUCUAUUGCUACAUUGCCAACGUUAGCAUUAAUAGUCGUUAUUUAGCAGUUCAGCCUCAAACUUUUUUCCUUUAUUCAGCGGGUAACUCUUGUUUUGCUUCUAUUUCUAUAAUUUUCUUGGCCACCAUGGACGAGAGGUUAGACUACGCCAUCUUUCUCAUCGUGUAGUUUUACAAAACGUUACGGGCAAGCUGGGGUGCUAGCUGGCCUAGCUGCUAACUCAAGUAAACAUCUGUAACAAUUGUAAUGGGAAAAUUAUAAAUAAUUAUAACUAUUUUAACUGCCAUUUGUUGAGUAUGUCUUUUGGCUGACAUCCUUGGGGUGGUCAAGGGUCAAAGAUAACACUAGGAACAGGUAGAGUGGCUAGACAAUGCAAGGAAUAGGAGACAGAGCAUGCAUGAUGAAGGGGAAACAACAUAUGAUUGACUUUACAUUACACUUUACAUUAAUGGUACAUUAAUUAACCAUUAAUUAACAUAAGUUAAUGCAGUAAUAAGCAUGAACUAACGAUCAACUAACCAUUAGUCGAAAUUUAAUUUAUGGAUUAUUAACCAUUCAUCGAGAUUGGUUAAGGCAGUA